CUCUCCCGCCGUGCUGCUGAGCCUGCGACGUUAGCAGUGGGUGAAAAAGAAAAAAAAAAUAAACAACAACAAAAUUCUCUCUUUGCCUAACAGCGGACGCAUAAUUUCGAAGGGAAAUAAGAAAAGCUCCAGGCCCAUAUUUUUUUCUUCCUGGCAGAACAUUGAGGACAUGUUGCGUGACUGAGAAGACUAAUUUUGGUGUGCAACCUCAUCCGCCGGCCAUCCUUGGGAACGCCGUCCCUCACCAGAACAUCUUCCUAAAGGAUACACAGCGGACUGGCCAGACCAGAGAGAGGAGAACUUUUUAGUCUUGAGGAGUGAGGAGGCAACAAGGAGAAGAAAAAGAUUCUUCUUUAUUCCAAGGGUCCAUCCAUUUGUGUCAGUUUCAGUUGAAAUUUAUCGAGGGAUAUGAAGACAAGCUGUGUCAGUCAACUUUGCAGCUCAACAAGAUAUGACAUAACAUGGAUCCCCUGCUAAUUACCAUGAUGACCAUAAAGCUGUGACUGGCAUUGCGAAGCCUUCACCCCCUUUUCAGCACCCCUCUCCUCUUUGGAAAUCCCUCGCAGCAACCUCUGUUGCUUCCCUGUCUCCUGCAAAUACGCCCCUGUUCCUGCCUGUCCCUCAGGUCCUCUCCUUAAUAAUUACAACUUCCUCUAUUCCAGUUUUUUUCAUUGGCAUCAUGCAGGUUGCUACUACAACCUCCACUCUCCUUUUUCUUAUUCUUCCCUCGAUCCUUUUCCUAUCACACUUUCCCAACAUGGUCAAGGGAGACUGCUGGCUCAUUGAAGGGGAUAAAGGCUAUGUGUGGUUGGCUAUCUGCAGUCAAAACCAGCCGCCAUACGAGACUAUCCCCCAGCACAUCAACAACACGGUCCAUGACUUGAGAUUGAAUGAGAACAAGCUUAAAGCAGUGCUCUUCAUUUCUAUGUAUCGCUUCACCAACCUGACUGACCUCAACCUCACCAAGAAUGAAAUCAGCUAUAUUGAGGAUGGAGCCUUUGCAGGACAAGCCAACCUACAGGUUCUUCAGCUGGGCUACAAUAAGUUGACCAACUUAACUGAGGGUAUGAUGAGAGGGCUUGGCCGCCUGCAAUGCCUCUUCCUGCAGCACAACCUGAUUGAGGUUAUUGCCAGCAAUGCAUUCUGGGAGUGUCCCAGCCUCAGCAGCAUUGACCUAUCAUCCAACAAACUUGCCCGCAUUGACCCAUCCACGUUCACAGUUCUCAGUCGGCUGAUGGUGUGUGAACUGGCAGCAAAUCCAUUCCAUUGUGGCUGCGAUCUUUAUAGCUUCCUCACCUGGUUGGAGUCCUUCAACAAUGUCACACACACCUAUGACCGCCUCCAGUGUGAGACACCCCGUGAGAUGUUUGGUUACCCCCUACUAAUUGCUGCUGGUCAUGCUGGUCGGAAUGCAAAAAACAUAUUGUACCAUCAUUGUCGUGAUGGCGUGAUGAUUCCAGGGAUGACCUCUCUCCCCCCAGAUCUGGAUGGUCCUUCUGGGAUCGGCCCAGAGAUGUUUGGUGGAAUUGGACCGUACCACCAGCCCACCACCUCUUCUUCAUCUACUGAACACAGCUUCAUUCCCAGCAUCAAGCUCCAUCAUGUCUCUUUGUCAUCAGCUUCUCUCCUUGUGCAGAUUCCGAGGCCCUACAGCAAAAUGUAUAUUCUCACACAGUAUAACUACACAUAUGUGUCUGAUGUCAUGAAUUUGAAGAACAAGAAGGAGAUGAUUACCCUCAAUAAGCUCAAACCGCACACCAAUUACACCUUUUGUGUAGCAUCCAUCCGCAACUCUCAACGUUACAACAACACUUGUCUCCAGUUUACUACUCGGGCUCAACAUCAAGAUGACAUGCUCCCCACACCUUCCACAACUACUCACUACAUAAUGACCAUUGUGGGUUGUCUUUUUGGCAUGCUCAUUGUUCUAGGCUUCGUCUACUAUUGUCUUCGUAAGAAACGGGUCCAUGAUGAAAAGAAGAAGUCCAUCUGUGUUAAGAAAACUAUUCUGGAAAUGCGAUAUGGACCAGAGGUAGCAGCAGCAGUGGCAAAUGAUCCGUCAGCAGUCCACAAGCUUCAAGAGCAGUCCAGAGAACAUCACCAGUAUCAACACCAUCAUGGAGGCAAACUUCCCAUGUCCACAUCCUCCAGCUCGGGAAUGAUCCACUCAGCCAACACCAGUUCGUCUAGGCUUUCCUCCAUCCCACAAGUGGAAAAGAUGGCCACUGCCUUUUCAGAGGCCAUGGCCACAAGUAAAGGAAAUUAUAUGGAUGUCAGAACUGGAGGGGCAGGAAUGGAGAGGAUGGGAGAUGGUGGGCAUGGUGGGAUGAGAGGGGCAGACUUGAGGGACAAUGAUGGAACUGAUGUUGGAGAUGACUCAGAUGAUGAUGGACAUGGCUCUGCAUCAGAAAUUUCCACCAUUGCCAUGGAGGUGGACAAGGUAAACCAGAUCAUCAAUAACUGCAUUGAUGCACUGAAAUUGGAUGCAGCAGCAGUUGCUGCUUCAGGGACCUCCACUAACUCUACAGUCUCCUCCAAUCCCACCUCCCCACCUGCCACCAGCACAUCCUCCCUUACUCGCGGCCUAAUCCCACUUUCCCAAGGGUUGGCAGAGACAUGUCAGAUCAUUGCUCCCAAUAAAAUACCCCCUCCACCACCUCUUCCAGCCUUCAAUGCUCCUCUCUCUGAACGCCCAGGGAUCAGUGGUGGUGGCUUUGUUGUCACUCCCCCCUACAGGCCUCCUCCACCAGCCACUGCUGUACGUCCCAUUCAGCGACAAAUGAGUGCAGAUGCCGCUGUGGUUAUUGUAAAUGCUGUAAAAAAACAGUGCAGCACCACCUCAUGCGGCUCCAUGGGGCAGGACAGGGAACGUGUAGGAGCUAGAGUUUACAGCCUAGAUGUUCCUGAGCCAAGGAGCCCGGAUGCCUGUAAUCAACAACAACAGCAGUACUCAGACCGGGCCAGCCCCUUGGGCUGUGGGGAGCCCCUAGAGAGACUGCCUUUAGUGGGAAGUGGGAGCUGUGGUGAAGGGGGUGGUGGUGGUUGCGACAGUGGUGGUGUUGGUGCCCAACAUCAGGACAGCCAGAAGCCACACCAUUACCAUCAACAGCAACAAAUACAACAGCAACAGCAGCAGCAGCUGGAGGUGCAGCAGGACUACCACUGCUCGGAGCAUCGCCACUCCGUCCCAGCUCUCUACUACGAAAGCUCCCACCAGGGCUCCCCAGCCCAGAGGGUUUCCUUCCUGAAGCCCCUGACACGCUCCCGCAAGGAUGCAGCAUCGUACUCCCAACUCUCGCCUGCCCGCCACCAUUCCAGUUACUCUGGCUACUCCUCCAGCCCUGAGUACUCCUCGGAGAGCUCACUGCGGAUCUGGGAGCGCUUCCGUCCCUACCGGAAAGGUCAGCGAGAUGAGGCCUGUUAUGUGACGGCUGGAAAUGCUCUUCGAAAAAAAGUGCAGUUUGCUAAAGGCGAGGACCUGCAUGACAUCCUUGAUUACUGGAAGGGUGUGUCAGCACAACAGAAACUGUGACUGGGAGAGCAGAGAUAAGAAUUGAGGUUUGGAUACUUCUUUUUCUGAUAGGCCUGUAGGCCAGAAAAAAAAAUGGGGAGAAACAUCGGAUAAAAUUUUGCCUUUGGGCUUUUUUGGCAUGCUAAGUGUAUAGAAUAUUGUACUAAGAGCAAGGACAAUGAAACUGUGCCUGGGAUAUAAGAGUUAUUACGGUGUUUUGUUUUACACUUCAUUGUAGCAUCAUUUCUGGAUAAUUCUCAUUUUGUGUUUUUGGGUUUUAUUUAUCGCACAGGGAGAAAAUGCCAACUGUGUGAUUUAAUGCUAUUAGAGUGAUCACAUUUUGUGAUCCAAUGGACUGUUUUUAUCAGUGCCAUGUUUUCAUCUUGGUAUUCAUAGAAGGUAAUAUUGAUAACCUUCAUUUUAAGCUUGUCUUCAAGAUAUUGUUUCUUAUUUUGUAUUGGGUGCUGUAUCAAUUUGCAGUAUGCACUUGGAUAUGUUUAGAUUUCUAAGGAAGGAAUAUUAUAACAAAGUUAGAUCUGUGCUCUCUUACAAGUGUAAACAUGCCGUUUAGUGUACAGAGUUGUCAAAUGGAGGUCCUAUCACUCCUUUAUGAGAUCUUUCAUGUGGCUGAGGUAUUUCAAUAGCAAGUUUUACACAGAAAGAAAUGAUAAAUGGGAAACAAAUUUAUGAAGAGCAAACAAUUUUCCUUGAAAUUCCUGCAGCAUGCUGAAAUCAUAAGAGAGAUUAAAGUGAAACCUGGCUCUUAGAUUGCACCCUGAAGUGUUCGGCACAUCUUUUCAACUAAAAAGCCCUAGUAAUGAUCAAAAUCAU
Molecule: messenger RNA, 4342 nt
Organism: Scatophagus argus
Lineage: Eukaryota; Metazoa; Chordata; Actinopteri; Scatophagidae
Product: protein phosphatase 1 regulatory subunit 29
Exons: 4
Coding region: 680-3532 (950 amino acids)
Cellular component (GO): plasma membrane
Molecular function (GO): protein binding
Source: RefSeq, a predicted model, not a curated record